AUGGGUAAAAGGAAGAAAAGUACGCCAAAAGUUCAAAAGAAGUUUUAUCGAUUACCAAAGAACUUCCAUUGUCCGUAUUGUAAUUGUGAAGAUAGCGUCCAUGUAACAAUGGAUUUAAAAAAUCUGCGUGCAGACAUUCAUUGCGUUAAGUGUAAAGAAGGAGUCCCAAAUGCUAAAAUAACUAAAAUUUCAGAACCGAUUGACGUUUACGAUGACUGGGUUGAUCAAAUUCGCGAACAAAACAAGAAUUUCAACCCAGACAAAGAAGAACAGAUGACAGAAAUAUAUGAAGAUGAAGAACCAAUAUAUGAACCAAGCCGCUUACAGUCAAAUGCUACCAGAAGUAAUGAAGACAAGCAUAGUGGUGAUGAAAACGAAAUAGAAAAUACCUCCGAUGAUGAAUCACUCUCUGAUGAUACGGAUAGUUUGUCAGAAACAGAUUGA
Molecule: messenger RNA, 444 nt
Organism: Trichomonas vaginalis G3
Lineage: Eukaryota; Parabasalia; Trichomonadida; Trichomonadidae
Product: chromatin-mediated maintenance of transcription
Exons: 1
Coding region: 1-444 (147 amino acids)
Biological process (GO): transcription elongation by RNA polymerase II
Cellular component (GO): transcription elongation factor complex
Molecular function (GO): RNA polymerase II complex binding
Source: RefSeq, a predicted model, not a curated record